This is a messenger RNA of Delphinapterus leucas (beluga whale), 1735 nucleotides long. RefSeq names its product GID complex subunit 8 homolog (gene GID8). Gene Ontology annotation, molecular function: protein binding. Lineage: Eukaryota; Metazoa; Chordata; Mammalia; Artiodactyla; Monodontidae. The record is from RefSeq and is a predicted model, not a curated record.
GCCCUCGGGGUUUGCACGUCCAAAUGUCCCCUUCUCCUAAGGCGACGGAACCCGAGGGCCGAGACUCGGUGUUUGUUGUUGAUGAAGCGCGUUUCGAGGGAGGUCUGCACAUUCCGAGGCGGCGCCUACUAGGAGGUGAUAGUUCUCGACACGUCGCACAGGUGUCUCUGCGACGGGAACCGUUUCCACCCGGAACCGCGUCCGAGCAGAGGCUGAGCUGCAGAGGCCGGACGUUGCUCUUGCGAGCAAGUGUUCCUCGCUGUCCGCAAUGGGAUGUUAAAUUAUGUCUGUGGGAUUUUUAACUGCUGAGUUCUUCCUGCACAAAGCAGAAUGGGACAGUUCUCCAAAGCUGUUACUUUUUCAAACGUCGCUCUGUCGUCCAGGACUGAGAAUUUGAUCUGAAAAUAAAUCAGAAUGAGUUAUACAGAAAAACCCGAUGAAAUCACAAAGGAUGAGUGGAUGGAAAAGCUCAAUAACUUACACGUCCAGCGAGCAGACAUGAACCGUCUCAUCAUGAACUACUUGGUCACAGAGGGCUUUAAGGAAGCAGCAGAGAAGUUUCGGAUGGAAUCUGGGAUUGAACCUAGUGUUGAUCUAGAAACGCUCGACGAGCGAAUCAAAAUCCGGGAGAUGAUACUGGAAGGCCAGAUUCCCGAGGCCAUCGCACUGGUCAACAGCCUCCACCCGGAGCUUCUGGACACAAACCGCUAUCUUUACUUCCACCUACAACAACAGCACCUGAUCGAGCUGAUCCGCCAGCGGGAGACAGAGGCGGCGCUGGAGUUCGCACAGACCCAGCUGGCCGAGCAGGGCGAGGAGAGCCGGGAGUGCCUGACCGAGAUGGAACGCACGCUGGCCCUGUUGGCCUUCGACAACCCCGAGGACUCGCCCUUCGGAGACCUGCUUAACAUGAUGCAGAGGCAGAAGGUGUGGAGUGAAGUGAACCAAGCUGUCCUGGAUUAUGAAAAUCGUGAGUCAACACCCAAGCUGGCAAAGUUACUGAAACUACUCCUUUGGGCUCAGAAUGAGCUGGACCAGAAGAAAGUCAAAUAUCCCAAAAUGACAGACCUCAGCAAAGGCGUGAUCGAGGAGCCCAAAUAGAGUCUGGGCAGGGGCCCCAUUUCACCGCCGGGCCGGCAGAGCACCGUCUGGGACUGAAGAUUUUUACGGCAGCAGAGAACUCUUUCCUCCCCCCUUUUACUUUUUUUUUUUUGACCCAGAAUCUUUUCAAAAGGGAAAAGUAGCCCUUUUAAGUGCUGGAGAACGCGCAGUGAAAGACACCGUCUCCUCCGGAAGGCUGGUGAGGACCACAGCAUGGCCUGACCUCCAUGCUCUGGGCGUCUCGGCUCCCAAGGCGCCGCAUCUUAGGGACACUGGUCCACCCCGCGGCCGCCGCCCGGAGCACCGGGGCAGCACUGAUGGCUGUCUUGCUUUCUGUUUGUGUCUAGGCAGACAGCGCAUCCUCAUCUUCCCACAUCUCGGCUGGCCUUCUUGUAGGAGUAUUUCCUUCGCCCCUUGGUUUUUGGUUUGUUUUUGUUUUUUCAUAGGAAAGACUAUAUAAAUUUGUAAAUCCCAAUUCAAAGACUUCUUUCGUGUGCGGGUCCUGAGUUUGAUUUUUUUCCCUUUUGGUCUGGGUUGUGUGGCUUUGGGGGAGAUAAGUGCGUGCGUGCGUGUAUAUAUAUGAGGGGCGGGCUGUGUGUUUUUUAAAUUUAUAAAUAUAUAUUUUGGUGCUGUA